This is a messenger RNA of Rubroshorea leprosula, 2045 nucleotides long. Lineage: Eukaryota; Viridiplantae; Streptophyta; Magnoliopsida; Malvales; Dipterocarpaceae. The record is from the annotation of a GenBank genome assembly.
UCUUCCAUUACUUUGCAGACAUUUUGUCGUGCCUUGAAAGCAUAAGAAAUUCCAUUUUUACCAAGUUGCAAGAAAAGCGAAACUUAAAAAGAUGAAAACUUGGAAUCAUUGAAAGUGACCCGUUUGUUUUUUGUGUAUAUAGGGCUGUAACAGGAUUCUUUAGACAAGUCAAUCCCGGCAAUGGCUAAGCCUUGUCUGAUCUAUUACAGCCUUUUCUUUUCUUGCAUACUCUAUGGCUUCCUGUUCUUGUGCCAAGCAGCUCCAGAGAGUGCCUUGGUUACUCAGAUUCCUGGGUUUAAUGGGUCCUUUCCUUCAAAACACUAUGCUGGGUAUGUGAGUAUUGAUGAAGUUCAUCGGAAGAAUCUCUAUUACUAUUUUGUGGUUUCGGAAGGGAACCCAGCCAAGGAUCCUGUGGUUCUGUGGCUCAAUGGCGGGCCUGGAUGCUCCAGCUUUGACGGUUUUGUGUAUGAGCAUGGAGCUUUUAAUUUCGAAGCGGCACAGACAAAAGGAGGUUUGCCCAAAUUGCAUCUCAAUCCAUACAGCUGGUCCAAGGUUUCCAACAUUUUAUAUCUAGAUUCUCCAGUUGGGGUUGGAUUUUCUUAUUCAAAGAACAAAAGCGAUUACAGUAUAGGUGACAUAAAGACUGCCUCGGAUUCACAUGCAUUUCUCCUCAAGUGGUUUCAGCUAUACCCGGAGUUCCUCUCAAACCCAUUUUAUAUUGCUGGAGAGUCAUAUGCUGGAGUAUAUGUGCCUACUCUUGCUUAUGAAGUAGUGAAAGGAAUUGAUGUGGGUGAUAAGCCUAUUCUCAAUUUUAAGGGAUAUUUAGUUGGAAAUGGGGUUACAGAUGAGGAGUUUGACGGCAAUGCUCUCGUUCCAUUUGCACAUGGGAUGGGACUGAUCUCGGACAACCUAUAUGAGGAAGUUACUGCUGCCUGCAAGGGUAAUUAUUAUAAUCCACUUAGUGCACCUUGUGAGAGGCAACUUGCAAAAGUUGAUAAGGAUGUACAAGAUUUAAAUAUUUAUGACAUUUUGGAACCGUGCUAUCAUGAAAAAGAUCCAAAAAAAGUUCUAGAUAUUAACAUUAGGUUACCAUCAACAUUCCGGAAGUUAGGUGAAACUGAUAGGCCUCUUGCUGUGAGAAAAAGGAUGUUUGGCCGAGCCUGGCCUCUUAGAGCUCCUGUAAGAGAUGGAAUUGUCCCGACAUGGCCCCAGCUUCUCAAUAUUGAGAGUGUUCCAUGCACUGAUGAUGAAGUUGCAACUUCAUGGCUUAAUGAUGCAUCGGUCAGGAAGGCAAUUCAUGCUGAAGAGGUAAGUGUCAACAAGAUUUCAUCUUGCAAAGUCUCAAAUGCAGUAAUUUUAUGAUGCUUUAGGAUCAAAUAGGCAAGUGUCGUCGGCAGUUGGGAGCUGUGUACAGACAAAAUUAUAUAUGAUCAUGAUGCUGGCAGCAUGAUCAAAUACCACAAGAAUCUUACUUCCAGAGGAUUCCGGGCCCUCAUAUUCAGUGGGGAUCAUGAUAUGUGUGUUCCAUACACUGGGAGUCAAGCAUGGACUAGAUCAAUUGGGUAUAAAAUAGUUGAUGAAUGGAGACCGUGGUUUUCCAAUGAACAAGUUGCAGGAUUUUUACAGGGGUACGAGAACAAUCUCACCUUUUUAACCAUCAAGGGAGCUGGGCAUACUGUUCCUGAGUAUAAGCCUCAAGAGGCGCUGGAUUUUUAUAGCCGGUUCCUGGCUGGAAACCCUAUAUGACAGAAAUACGUUCUUGCUUGAGUUAAAGUAGGUUCAUUCUUACAAGUUCUGAUAUUCCGGUAGUUGGAAAUAAAUGUCACUUAUACAUAGAGGGAGGAUAUAUAAAUUUAAUGGGAGUACUAGUUCCCAUGUUACAAAGAUAAAAGAAAAAGUGACAUGCACUGUGUAUGUUUCUUGUCUCUUCCCAUAGUACAAGAUAACCUUCGUUUCUCCUCUUAGCUAUGCAUAUCCGGAAUUUUAUCUACCAAAAAAUCAGUAGAAUUUGCUCGUUCCAAUCAUAAUUAAUGCCAGUUACACUG